AUGGUACGCGUAGAUUCAAUGCAAAACUUGUGCAAAAAUCAUUUUUUGCAGCAUCAAUAUAGAAAAAUCAAUGGUGCCGUAUUAUGGUCACAGAAUGAACGUCAUUUGAAUUGUUUUAUUACAUUUCAAACACAUUCAAUCUUACAACGUUUUAUGUUACGAUUUGAUUUACUAUCGUUAGAUUGUAACGAUCAUUUAUAUAUUUAUGAUGGUGCUCAUCCAGUUGGAAUUAUUAAGGCGAACUUAUCAUGCCGAAACAGCACCAAUUCUGUUGGAUCACUAUUGACACGUACCAAUUUUGUAACAUUAAAAUAUGAAACCGAUGGUUGGGGUACCGAUGCCAAUGGAUUUAAACUUGUUAUUACAGCCGUUAAAGAUCCAUUACACGCUUGCAAAGACUUCCAUUGUACUUUUCCAAAAUAUUGUAUCGAUAUGGAUCUGGUGUGUGAUGGCAUCAACCAUUGUCCGGAUGGUUCAGAUGAAUCAGCUAGCGCACUUUGCCAAAAUACCGAAACCAAUACAAUAUUUGGUAUGGAAACCACAUGGUUUGUGGUCAUUGUCGUGUGCGCAGGCUUAUUAAUAUGUGCAAUAAUAACAGCAAUUGUGGUUUGCAUAUGUCGUAGAACGUCAUCAGACAAUACAACUGGCCACAGAAAUGCACAAAAUACAUCAUUGCAACAGAUGUAUGGCUCAAAUGGGGCCAUGAAAUACACAGCCAAUGCUAUGGGCACAUCGGCUGUAACAACUUUACCACCAGGUAGUACGCAAUGCCCAACCAGUACAUUAGUUAAGAUGCCGGGAAACUGGCUACACCCUGCGGGCCCAUCAACACUCGGGUACCGUCGUCUCAUCAGCCACACAAUACAGCAGCAGGCCCAGGUCCGCCACUUCAUCAUUCAACAAAUACAAUUAAUAAAAUAAGGGAUGGUCUAGAUCAUAUGUUAUCGACAUCACCAGGAAGUCAACAACAAGAUGGUAAUUUACAUCAUCAUAUGAUUAUUAAUAAUUCUGGUGAUGGUAUAACAACCAUGGAACAACAGCAA
Chrysoperla carnea is the source of this 1043-nucleotide messenger RNA. RefSeq lists its product as uncharacterized. Gene Ontology annotation, molecular function: protein binding. The transcript is spliced from 6 exons. The record is from RefSeq and is a predicted model, not a curated record. NCBI's taxonomy places the organism in Eukaryota, Metazoa, Arthropoda, Insecta, Neuroptera, Chrysopidae. The coding region runs from base 1 to 921 and encodes 306 amino acids.